AAGAAUUAUAAAGAAUAUUGAAAUACUUAUGGGAAAGUUUUGAAUUCCCAAAAAAGAAAAUAAAGGAAAUAAAAGGAAAUACAACAACAACAGCAAAGAAAAACUUGCGCAACAAAAACUUUUAGUUUGGCAAUAAAAAGCAAUAGCAGCCAAGUGCAACAGCAACAGCAGCAGCAGCAAACAAAGAAACAAGAAAAAAGAAACUAGCAAAGAGAGCUGAAACAAAUACAACAUGGGAAAAAAGAGCUCCAAGUUGAAACAGGAUACCAUCGAUCGCUUAACAACGGACACAUAUUUCACAGAGAAAGAAAUACGUCAAUGGCACAAAGGAUUUCUCAAAGACUGUCCCAAUGGCCUUCUAACAGAGCAGGGCUUCAUAAAAAUCUACAAACAGUUUUUCCCACAAGGCGAUCCGAGUAAAUUUGCCUCGCUCGUCUUUCGGGUCUUUGAUGAAAACAAUGAUGGCUCCAUUGAGUUUGAGGAGUUCAUACGCGCCCUUUCCGUCACAUCGAAGGGAAAUCUGGACGAAAAACUGCAAUGGGCCUUUCGACUUUAUGACGUGGAUAACGAUGGGUAUAUAACGCGCGAGGAGAUGUACAACAUUGUGGAUGCAAUCUACCAGAUGGUGGGCCAGCAGCCGCAGUCGGAGGACGAGAACACGCCGCAGAAGCGCGUUGACAAGAUCUUCGAUCAGAUGGAUAAGAAUCAUGAUGGAAAAUUAACAUUAGAAGAAUUUCGUGAGGGUAGUAAAGCUGAUCCACGUAUAGUUCAGGCGUUAAGUUUAGGUGGUGGCUAAACGGAUAGCCGUGACCCCCAACAAACAGACCCGAUUUCAGCCCAAACAAAAAAAAUAAGCACGUAUUAAACCAACAUUAAGACCGAACCCAGAAAGCUAUAGCCGGAGGAGACUCGACUCGACUCGACUCCCCCCUCUUUACUUGCAAUUUUCCCUACGCUUUUCUCGAUUGCCGAUUCACGGUAACCGAUAACCGACUACCGAUUACCGACUACCGAUUCCUGUUUUCCCAUUCUCGAUUUCGCGCGUCAAAUGAUACACACAUUGAAGAUGAUAAUAAUUUUUCAUAUAUAGAUGCAUAACGAAAAUGGAUAACUGAAUGACAUACAAAAAAAAAGCAAGAAGCAAGAAGUAAAAAGCAAAAAGCAGAAUGGCGAAAAAGAUAAUGAAAAUUCAUUAUAAAAUAUACACAAGAAUACAAACAAAAUAUAUAGAAAAUCGUGGUGUAGUCCAAUCGCAGUUCAGAGCCUACAGGAAAAAAGUAAAAGUAAAAAAUAUUUAUUUAUUUAACUUUAAACUUGAAAGGUGGAGGAGGUGCAAAUCUUUUUUUUUUCGAAGCAUACACCAAUUACGAGUAAUUAAACUGCGAACACGAAUAAAUCUGCAUAGUUGUACUAACUAUAAUUGUAGCCGAGCUAAGCCUACGAAUCAAUCGCGUCUACUUCAGCGAGUGCAGCCUUCGAGAUACAUUCACGAAACGAACUAAACGAAUCUUAACUACAACUACAACUACAACUACAAAUAAAACUAAAACUAAAACUAAAUUAACUCAACUAAUUCAGACAGUAAUUGGAACAGCCGUCAAGUCUCUUACACCUAAGCAGCAGCGACUAUAUACACUCCAAUAUCUAAAUAUAUAUAUACAUGUAAGAGAGGACAGUUUGAUUAGAGAACAGGUGGACAGGCAGGUGGACGGAUGGGGGAGGAACAUAACUUAAUAGAUUCAACCCAAAUCGAAUUAAGGACUUUAGGAAGUAUAAAUAGAAACAGAUAAAGUUACAGAUACAGAUACAGAUACAGAUAGGUGAAUAGUGCUACCAGCUGCUACCCUACAACUCCCUCUCACUCCCCCUCAAUUUCAUUAUAUGUAUCUCCCUAUGUCUCGCUCUCUCUAUCUCUUUCUUACAAAGACUCCCUUCAGAGAGAUGCCCCUACAGCUAUGAGUCGCACUGUAAUUUCGCCUUGCCAGAAUUCUGAGCAGCUGUGAGUGCAAGAAGUGUUGCAUACUAAGAGGCAUAUUUGCUUUUAUUUGCUCCCUAUUUCUCUCUCUCUCUCUCUCUCCGCUUUCUCUCCCUCUAUCUCUCUCUCUCUCUCUCUCUCUCUGUCUGUAACUCUCUCUCUUUUACCUGCUUUGCCUUGAUUUCCGUUAACAACAAUAACAACCACAGCCACAACAGUUACAAAAAAAUAACAAAACACAACAAAACACAUUGACAAUAGAGCCAGCCGUUGGCCGAUGGAAACAUCUGAGAAAUGCGGCGGCGGCCAUCAUUAAAUGAUAACAAAAAAAAAUCAAACAACGCACAGUCUCAGCUAGGAACAACAAAAGCUUGAUAAAGCCACAUCCAGCAUGAACAUAUAUACAAUAUAUAUUCCACCAUAUUUAUAUAUAUAUGUAUUUAUAUGUAUAUACUUUUACUACUCUACAAGAGCCGAGCUGCAGCAGUCAUCAGGCAAGAACAAGAAAAAAAAGAGUGAGGAGAAGAAUACGAAUAUAACAAAGAAAAUCGACAACAAAAAUCCAUCAUACGAUUUAAUUUCUAUUCUAUAUGCGGUUCAGCUUUAUUAUUGCAUUGAUUUUGAUAAACCAGUUAACCCCUUCUAACUAUUCCGAUAACUAUCUAUACAGACGGGUCCUGCCGAUCACAAUUGCUUACUUACGCACACGAGUCGAAUGUACAUACAUAUUCCACUCUUAAUAAUCACAUUUUAGCUACCAGACACAACAUACUCUCUAUACUACAUAUAUAAGAUAUUUUCAUCUCCUUUUUUUCCUUUUCCUUUUCCUUUUCGUUUCCGUUUCCCUUUUUGUAUUAAUUCUUUUCCGCUUUGCAUUGCUUUCUCAAAUCUAUCAAAAGUUUAACCUUGCUUAUCUCUUAUCUUUUUCCAACUAUUUGCCUAUCUUUCUGUAAAUUAUUUUCAAGCUCGACUUAUUCGGAAAUGAAAUGGAACUAAAUUUAACAAAAAAAAAAUAUGCCAUGCCACUAACCUAAAACUCCUCCCCCCCCACCACAACACACCCAAACACACACCUACGCAUACACGCACACACAUAUACAGACAUGUAUGUGUAUAUAUAUUUAUGACUUAAACUUAAAUAUACUCUAAACAGUAAGCACUGCAAUACCUAUAACGAAAACUAAAGAAAAAAAAAACAAAAACGAAAAACGAAUACCGCUUCUAUAAACCUCACUGAAAUUCUUCGAUAAAAAUUCUAAGAAAAUACACGCUAACACAAACAAACACUUGUACGAAUACGAGUACGAGUACGAGUAUAUAUACACGAGUACGAUUAUAUUAUAUAUUAUGACAAUGACAAACAAAAUGGAUAUGCGAAAACCCUAAUCAAUAAUUAAAUAAUUCGAAAGUGAUAUAGCUGACAAAACAAAUGUGUCUGUAGUCUAGUAGUUAAAAGCAAAUUGAAAACAAACAAAAAAAUGCCACAAAAAAAAGUAUACAAAAAUUAACAAAAAAAUAUAUAUGAUAUGACAAUGGAAUUACUAUGAGUAUGACGGGGAUGGGCAGUUUUCACGUUGUAUUUUUUAUUGUAAGGAGAGGUCAAGAAACUCGAAAAUAAAAGCAAAAUCAAACUGUAAAUAACACUGAGUGAAUCACGCGCACACCGACAGCACACAAACACACACACACAAACACACACACACACACAUAUAUACCCACAGACACUGAUAUACAAUUAAACAUAGAUGCAUAGAUUGAACACCAAUUACGAAAAGAAUUAUACUGCAUAAGUUUGUGAACACAAAUAUAAGUAACAGCAACAGCAACAACAACAAAAACAACAAAAUGAAAAAGAUAAAACGAUAAAACAUAAAAUGAUAAAAGAUAAUUCAGAAAAAGUAAACCUGCAAGAGCAAGGUAUUUUUUUGGGAUUGGAUCGAAUCAAGUCAAUUGUAAAACCGGCUAUGGGAAUAUUUCUAAUAAUUUACAAUGGAAAGGCGAGGGAGGUGGAUCGAUCCUCAGCAGCAGAUCCAGAUCCAGAUCCACAGAUACUCAUCUACGAGAUGCAGAUGAGUUUCUUUCCACCGCCGUUGACAAAACCACAUGAAUGUCAAGUUAAACGUUUCACAAGCAAUAUUUUACAUACUUAUAUACAUGCAUUAUAUACACAUACAUAUAUAUAUAUAUAUAUAUGAAAAUAAAUAUACGAUAAUAACUAUAUACAUUAUAUACACACUCCGAAAUAAUGAGUCAAACAGCAACUAGAUACUAAUAAUAAUAAUAAUACCAGAAAUACACUAUGCAACAAAAUCGAACUUUUUUUAUCUUAAGGCUAACAAAAUUUAUGAAUUAUGGAUUUUUUUAUGAAUCAAGUGUUUUUUGAAAAAUGUUUGAAAAUUGUAUUUUUUUAAAGGUUUUUUUUUUAGAGGUAAGCUUGCUUUUUGUCACAAAAAUUGAGUAUGUUACACAUAAUUUUCCGCAGCUACCAAUCGGCCUUCAACACUUUGUAGCUUAAGCUUACCGUCAGGUCAGGGAAAUAUUAAGCCUUCAAAUGCAAAAAAAAAAAACAAAAAAAAAACCAUAAUUCAUUAUAUAUUUUUGCAGCCCCAAGUUCAGAAGAAAAAGUGGGUUUGAAAUAAAUCGUGGAAAAUAAAAAUAAAAGGAAAAAUUAAUACAAUUUAAGGGAGAAAUGAGAGAAAGUAGGAAAACGUUUUAAGUGAUAUUAUUUAGCAGAAUUUGAAUCUUAUUUGUCUUGCUAAAACAACACGAAACAUGGAAAGUCAAGAGAGGAGAAUAAACAAAACAAAAAUAAUUGCAGUAAAAGCAACAAACAAAAACCUUAGGAAAAAUUCGUAUAUUUUACAAAAAUAAAAAUACAAAUAAAAAAUCAAAUAAAACAAUAACAAAAUAUAUUUGUUUCUGUCAUUUUCCUUGACUCGAUUUCGGUUCGUUGUUAUCUCUAUAUUUACCCGAUAUCAAUCAUCAUUGUAUAAUUUAUCACGAUUAUUAUUCCGAUUAUAAUUAUUAUUAUUAAUGCAACGUCGGUAAUUACUAUUGUACGUAUGCACACUAGAAAAAAAAACUUAUUAAGAACGAACGAGUAUAGAACAAGAAAUGAAAAUCAAAUUCUUUUACCAAAGAAAAUACUUUUUUUAAGUAAUCGCAAAAGGGGGGAAUGGAAAAUUUAUCUUGUUACUGUCAGAAAAUAUUACUUACUUCAAAUAAAAAUUUUAAAGCGA
Molecule: messenger RNA, 5214 nt
Organism: Drosophila obscura
Lineage: Eukaryota; Metazoa; Arthropoda; Insecta; Diptera; Drosophilidae
Product: frequenin-1
Exons: 7
Coding region: 233-796 (187 amino acids)
Molecular function (GO): calcium sensitive guanylate cyclase activator activity; calcium ion binding
Source: RefSeq, a predicted model, not a curated record